This is a messenger RNA of Phytophthora sojae, 1533 nucleotides long. RefSeq lists its product as hypothetical. The record is from RefSeq and is a predicted model, not a curated record. The transcript is spliced from 2 exons. NCBI's taxonomy places the organism in Eukaryota, Oomycota, Peronosporomycetes, Peronosporales, Peronosporaceae. The coding region runs from base 1 to 1533 and encodes 510 amino acids.
AUGACCGGGCUUGGCGCGAAUAAGCCGCAUGAAAGAUCGGAUGCAUCUUUCAGCCCGACCAACGCCAAGCGCGCCCGGACGCAACCAGAUAAUCAUGGCGACGAUUUCAGCACGACUUGCACCUACGAGCGAUUCCGAGGCGCGAGAUUCCCACCCGAAAUGGAGGCACUGGACCAAGUUGACGCCAUGCUCAUGACACUUGAAGAGGCCGUUAUGGAGGCGGCGAGGUCGGGCCAAGUAUCCUGGCUGCAGCAGCUCAUACUUGGCGAUGACGAGUGCAGUGAAGCACCGAGGGCUCUGGUGGUCGCUGCUGCUAACGGCCGCUUGGAGUGUGUCGACGCAUUGCUACGCGGAUACUUCACCCGUGAUCAAGGAGGAGGCCAGCGGUACUGGGAUCGCCACUGCCGCCCGAUCAUACGGGAAGCCGUCCAGACAGCGAGUGGCAAUGGCGAUCGCAGGAUUCUGCAGUUGUUGCUGCGUGAGGAAUUUUACUACUCCCGACUGGACGCCGCCAUAGCUGCUUGGGAGGCCCUUGACGACGCGGCCGCCAGUGGAAAUCUCGACAUGGUCCGAUUCGUGGUUGAGCAUAUGAAGAAGCACCGUUAUACGACCCAUAUACUUUCAAUCGCUCGCCCCAUAUCCGGGGGACACUUGAGCGUAGUGGAGUUUUUGCUUGGGCUGGACGCGCCUUUCAUGUUGGACCUGGUCGAAGCCUUUGCUGCGGCAGUGGACGCAGGACAAACAGCCCUUGCCAACCGGAUUCUCGGCAUCUACUACGCCCAAACCGUCGGGUCGGAUAUGCCUCUGCUGGUCAAACUUGCCUCGAGAAAGUCUACGAACGCCGUGAAGUAUUUGUACGACCGUGGAGACAACCAGCCUCAGCUGGUCAGCAAGGCCUUUGAGCGUGCGGCCACGUUCGGGGAUAUUCGCAUCAUGGCGUUUCUAUUCAGUACCGAGCGCGUGUCCUCCGGCGCGUUCAACAGAGCGUUCGAGAGAUCCGUCACCGAAAAGAGUCCGGAAAUGCUGAAGUUCCUCUGCAGUAAGCAGCGCGCAACCCCGAGGUCGGUCAGCCGAGCGUUUAAGGCCUCCUGCAAGAGCGAGAUGGUCCAAUACUUGUACGAAAAUGUGGUCGUCUCGAGCGCGGCUGUCAUUGCUGCCUUCAAGAAAGCUGCCAGGUGCGGUGACACGUUGUCGCUCCGUUACACCAAGGACGAGAUUGCGAUCGUGAAGCUGCUGCAUAAGGACGACCGCAUCCCGGCCAAGGUCCUGGGGGAGGCGCUGGUCUCAGCAUCCAGGAAGAAUCAUUUGGAGCUGGUGGAAGUGCUGCGUGAUGACGCGCGGAUACCAGAGACGGAUGUCAUGGGGGCGCUGUACGAUGAGCAGCGCAUUGCGGUGGACGUGAUUGUUACAACCUCCAGGCAAGCGGCUUCGCGUGGCUGUAUCAAGAAAAUGAACGAGCUGCUCAAGCUUCUGCCAGCGACGUGGUUCACCAGCGCGGGCUGGGCACCGAGCUGGUUGCAAAAGAGGCGGUGA